CCUUCUGGGUCUGUAGACUUUUCAGCCAUCCUUUACGCGCACAUCGCCCAGUCACAUUUCUCUAUAAAGUCACAGUUUCUAAGUACAGCAUCUAAAAACAGCCACUUGCAUUUGAUUUUUUUGCAAAUUGAGGACGAAAUUCUGAACAGACGGAGCAUCAACAACUUUAUUUUUGUGUUUUUUCCUGCUCUUUUUUCUGCGUUUUUAGGAGUCCAGUUUGGCACUCACUCUGUGCGCCCUCAUAGGCUGUCACUGCAGUCUUUGGGCACAACACUUGGAUUUAGAAAGAAGGAUUUUCUUCUUUUUUUUUUUUACUACGAGAAGCUUUUCGUUAAUUUUUUCGCAUGAAUCUCCUCGAUCCUUACCUGAAGAUGACAGAAGAACAGGAGAAGUGUCACUCUGACGCUCCCAGCCCCAGUAUGUCUGAGGACUCCGCGGGUUCACCGUGUCCGUCCGGGUCCGGUUCGGACACUGAGAACACCCGGCCGUCUGAAAACCACCUCCUCAGGGGUCCAGACUACAAGAAAGAGACGGAGGAAGAAAAGUUCCCCGUGUGCAUUAGAGAUGCGGUGUCCCAGGUGUUGAAGGGUUACGACUGGACGCUGGUGCCCAUGCCAGUGCGCGUCAACGGAUCCAGCAAGAACAAACCUCACGUCAAAAGACCCAUGAAUGCGUUUAUGGUCUGGGCUCAGGCUGCAAGGAGGAAACUGGCCGAUCAAUACCCACAUCUUCACAACGCGGAACUCAGCAAAACAUUGGGCAAACUUUGGAGGUUGCUUAACGAAGUAGAGAAGCGCCCGUUUGUGGAAGAGGCUGAGCGUUUAAGAGUGCAGCACAAGAAAGACCAUCCCGACUAUAAGUAUCAGCCAAGGCGGAGAAAGUCUGUCAAGAACGGACAGAACGAGCCAGAGGACGGAGAACAAACCCACAUCUCCCCUAAUGCGAUCUUUAAGGCACUGCAGCAGGCCGAUUCUCCUGCGUCCAGCCUGGGAGAGGUGCAUUCUCCAGGAGAGCACUCUGGCCAGUCCCAGGGACCACCGACACCCCCCACCACCCCUAAGACAGACCUCCCCACCAGCAAAGCUGACCUGAAGCGUGAGGGUCGCCCUGUGCAGGAGGGCACCAGUCGCCAACUCAACAUCGACUUUGGGGCCGUGGACAUCGGCGAGCUGAGCAGCGACGUCAUCUCCAACAUGGGGAGCUUUGACGUGGAUGAAUUCGACCAGUACCUGCCGCCCCACAGCCACGCCGGGGUGACCGGUGCAGCCCAGGCCGGCUACACCAACAGCUACGGCAUCAGCGGCUCCUCUGUGGGCCAGAGCGCUGGCGUCGGGCCCCACGGCUGGAUGUCCAAGCAGCAGCAGCAACAGCAGCAGCAGCAGCAGCACUCACUGACCAACCUCGGUGGGGGAGGAGAGCAGGUUCAGCAGGGUCAACAGAGAACCACCCAGAUCAAGACAGAGCAGCUGAGCCCCAGUCACUACAGCGAGCAGCAGGGCUCCCCACAGCACGUCACCUACGGCUCCUUCAACCUGCAGCACUACAGCAACUCCUCGUACCCCUCCAUCACAAGAGCACAAUAUGACUAUUCAGACCACCAAGGGGGGGCCAACUCCUACUACAGCCACGCGGCCGGCCAAGGCUCUGGCCUCUACUCCACCUUCAGCUACAUGAGCCCGAGCCAGAGGCCAAUGUACACUCCGAUCGCCGACACCACUGGGGUCCCGUCGGUGCCCCAGACCCACAGUCCACAGCACUGGGAGCAGCAGCCCAUUUACACACAGCUGUCCAGGCCAUGAGGAGACCAGCCUCAGCAGUGACUGUUUAACACCCACCCCAUGUAUAAACCUCAGCUACCCCAGUGACUUUUUGUGCCACCGUUCCACAUUGUUCAUUGCCAACAGAAAAACAUGACAUGGACUUUUUAUAUUCUGAAAAUAUAUCUUUGGAUUGGCUCACGACAGUGCCUUUUGUAUUGGUUGGAAUUGUGAUUAUAUUUUUUUAGAUAUAAUAUUAAAAAAGUUAAAUCCUCUGUGAGGACAUACUGGUUAUAAAUAUUUUAGUAUGUACUGUGUAUGUGUUCUGCUCCUGUCAUCAUCAUCAUCAUCAUUAUAAUCAGUGUCAUAAGCAUCACCAUCAUCAUGAUUUGAAGGUUUAACAUGAGCAGGAUUGGCGGGUACAAACACCCUCAGUGGCCUUACUUCUCCCUGAUGUAUUUUUGUACAGGAAGUAAGAAACAUCUGUAAAGAAUCUGUUUACUGACACUGCCGUCUUAUGAUAGACAUUCUACGUUCUGCUUUUAAUUUUUUUACUGUACAUAUUUUAUUGUAAUUCCCAUAAGAUGCAAGAACCGAGGUUCAACAUAGAUUUGAUUUUUUUUGGCCGUGUCAUCAGUGAAUUGGUCGACUAUUUGACUUCUUGCUCUUUGCUUUAGCUCAAAUUAUUGUGUUGGAAGUGCUACAGCAGGUGCCAUGUAAUUCUACUAGAGGCCUUACUGUGUUGCUAGAUGUAACUGAGCAAUGCUUGCUUUUAUCUGGGUGCUGCCUUGAUACCAUUGUUGCCUCUGGAGCCACUGUAGGGAGGCUCCAUCCACUGGCAUUGCAGUGUCAAAACCACAGCAUAGUUCUGACUUCAGCUUGAGGAGUUACAGGAAGUGACCUUUGACCUGAUUCUCCCCAGCAGCCAGCACCUCUGAGUCUGGCGUGCUUCUAUAAUUCCUCCAAGCCCUCUCCUUUUCUUAACCCUUUUCUUAAUUUAUUCUUUAGCAUUAAUUUUAUUUGAAAGUAACUAUUUGCAAUUAUCUUUUUAAUUCCGCAGCAGCUAACUGAGAUGAAGUUUUCAGUGGAAUAGUUUGCUGUCAUUUGUGGUACAGAUUUGUUUAUUUAUCAUUUGUAAAUGUUUCCGUAUAAAAGUUUCUUCUAUUCAUGAUCUAGUUAUGUACAGAUUACUUUUCACAAUGAAUCCUUCUCUAGAAAAGAAAAACUGGAAGUUUUCUCUUUUUUUUCUUUCUAACAAAUGAAUUAAUGGAUAUGGAAGCUGUGGCUGUUAUUGAAUUUGCUGGAAUCAACUGGAUACUUUUUGUUUUUAAAAAAAAAAAGUUGUGUUCCUUAUUUUAUAUUCUGUAUCAUUAGUUCUCAUUGUGUCAACUUCCUAAUGCAGUUUCCCUAGGUAAAAUGGCAUUGUCUUAAAAGCUUAUCUUUUGUAUUAUAUUGUUUGCAAUAAAAUCAAAACACUGA
Sphaeramia orbicularis (orbiculate cardinalfish) is the source of this 3236-nucleotide messenger RNA. RefSeq names its product transcription factor Sox-9-A-like. The record is from RefSeq and is a predicted model, not a curated record. NCBI's taxonomy places the organism in Eukaryota, Metazoa, Chordata, Actinopteri, Kurtiformes, Apogonidae. Gene Ontology annotation, cellular component: nucleus. Gene Ontology annotation, biological process: morphogenesis of an epithelium; oligodendrocyte differentiation; chondrocyte differentiation. The transcript has 4 exons. Bases 345 to 1799 code for a protein of 484 amino acids. Gene Ontology annotation, molecular function: DNA-binding transcription factor activity, RNA polymerase II-specific; RNA polymerase II cis-regulatory region sequence-specific DNA binding.